AGCUGAUCCUGCUAAAGAGUACUUAUUUAAUAACCAAAAAGUUCCAAGAGUGCUUGUGCCUUCUCUAUUGCAUCUAAUUAAAUGAAGUUUAGGACACUUGAAUCUCUUGAAAACCAGUGAAAUGGAAGCCUUAGAAGUAGAUGAUAUCAGCCCAGCCUUGGAAGUGACAGAAGAUUUUUUCAGUUGUUUUGAUAAUAAGUUAGAAAAGGUGGUACAGCAAGCUGAGGUUUAUGGGAUUCAGGAAGUCCCUGAACUAGUUGGGCAUGAAGUAUUCAAUAAAAUAGCAGACAGUGGUGCCAUGAGGAGUGGUACUUCCUUGGGCAAAGGCAGCAGCAUCAUUUGGGAGAACUGUCAAAGUGGCCUCUUAGAAACCAAAGCACAAAAUUCGUUCCCUGCCAAAGAACAGUUUAUAGUCCAGCGAGGUAUGGCUCCCGAUAACCUCUCCUGGAUGGAACAAAGAGAAGCUUCAACCUUUAAUUUUUUCAACAUCUGUCAACGUCGGAGAGACAGGCCUCGGUCUGUGAAUGACUUACUGGAUGAAACCUCUUCUUUCAAGCCAGGCCAUGCUCGAUCCCGGUCAGAUACUACCCAUGUGGAGUGGGGAGUAGUCUUCAAAUCAACUCCUUUGCAGCAGGCGACUGUUCAAGGCACUCAGUCAACAAAGUCACCUUUCUUAUCACCAUCCCAACACAAGGGAAAAGAUGCUCAAGGAAAUACAGAACAUAGACAGACAUUCCCAAAUAUUCUGAAGAAGGGUUAUCUUGAAAUUAGGAAAGAUCAUGACAGUUACUGGCAAAGCUGUUAUGCUGAACUUUCACCUUAUAAUCUGUACUUUUACUCUCUUGACAACAGUGGCAAUCAAAACCUUUAUGCCACCUACCAGCUUUCAUGCUUCCAGAGUAUAUCAGUCCUGGGCAACCUUGAGAGCAGAAUGGUGGAUACAGUCCUAUCUGAUAAUACCCAGCUACAGCUAAAAGCAGAGACACCAUGGGAAGCCUUGGAUUGGGGGCAGAAACUUUGGGAGAUGGUGCAUGUUGCUGUGCCAACUUAUAUGGGGCAACGUGAUGAGCUAGAAAACUCUACAAUGCUAGGACAUGAUGGCUUUAUUCAUACUCACCGCUUACAGAAGUCCAAUGAGCUGCUCCAGUCAACUUCUUUCAUGGAUAGCUUGAAACAAUAUCAGAAUAUCCUAAAGUCUGGGACACUUUAUAGACUGACUGUCCAAAACAACUGGAAGGCUUUUACAUUUGUACUGAGUAAAGCGUAUCUUAUGGCUUUUCAGCCUGGUCGACUAGAUGAGGAUCCACUGUUGAGCUACAAUGUUGAUGUUUGUCUUGCUGUUCAAACCGACAACCUGGAUGGCUGUGACUCUUGUUUUCAAGUCAUCUUCCCACAAGAUGUCCUCCGCCUGCGGGCUGAGACUCGACCAAGGGCACAAGAAUGGAUGGAAGCCCUGAAAACAGCUGCCAAUGCAGCGAGGACUUUAGGACAAAACCUACAAGUCACUCUUAGAAAUAAAUCGAGAGAUCAAAUGGGUGGGCAUGAUCUCAGGAAGAACAAACGCCAGUCAGUGACUACCAGUUUCCUCAGUAUUCUUACAACAUUGUCUUUGGAGAGAGGACUCACUGCUCAGAGUUUUAAGUGUGCAGGCUGUCAGCGAUCCAUAGGCUUGUCCAAUGGAAAAGCCAAGGUGUGCAGUUAUAGUGGAUGGUAUUACUGCAGUAGCUGUCAUGUGGAUGACCAUUUUCUAAUCCCAGCACGGAUAGUUCACAACUGGGAUAUUGCAAAAUAUAAGGUGUCUAAGCAAGCCAAAGAAUUUCUGGAAUAUGUAUAUGAGGAGCCAUUGAUUGACAUCCAACAGGAAAAUCCCAUGUUGUACAGACACGUUGAACCCCUGGCAACUGUUGUUCGUCUAAGGCAACAACUGAAGUCUCUGCGAGCCUAUUUGUUCAGCUGCCGAGCUGCUGUGGCUGAGGAUCUCCGCAGAAGAAUUUUCCCGAGAGAAUACCUCCUUCAACAGAUCCAUCUCUACUCUCUUGCAGACCUACAGCAGGUGAUUGAAGGAAAGCUGGCCCCUUUCUUGGGGAAAGUCAUUAAAUUCGCCACCUCACAUGUGUACAGCUGCAGCUUAUGUAGUCAAAAGGGCUUCAUCUGCGAAAUCUGUAACAAUGGAGAGAUUCUCUACCCCUUCGAAGAUAUUUCAACAAGCAGGUGUGAAAGCUGUGGAGCAGUUUUCCACUCGGAGUGCAAAGUGAAGUCAGUCCCCUGUCCCAGAUGUGUCCGACGAGAGCUACAAAAGAAGCAGAAAUCCUUCUGGAGGAGACUAAAUAUGGAUGAGAGCCUGGAAGAGGCAUGCAGCAUGUUUGAGCUGUCUUACCAGAACACAUGA
Molecule: messenger RNA, 2389 nt
Organism: Gracilinanus agilis (Agile Gracile Mouse Opossum)
Lineage: Eukaryota; Metazoa; Chordata; Mammalia; Didelphimorphia; Didelphidae
Gene: PLEKHM3
Product: pleckstrin homology domain containing M3
Exons: 8
Coding region: 122-2389 (755 amino acids)
Source: RefSeq, a predicted model, not a curated record